Oryctolagus cuniculus (rabbit) is the source of this 1989-nucleotide messenger RNA. It is a transcript of the gene ST6GALNAC2, whose product is annotated as ST6 N-acetylgalactosaminide alpha-2,6-sialyltransferase 2. Gene Ontology annotation, molecular function: alpha-N-acetylgalactosaminide alpha-2,6-sialyltransferase activity. Gene Ontology annotation, biological process: protein O-linked glycosylation. Lineage: Eukaryota; Metazoa; Chordata; Mammalia; Lagomorpha; Leporidae. The record is from RefSeq and is a predicted model, not a curated record.
AGGGCAGGGCGCUUCCCGGCCGCCGCCCACCUGCCCCGGGCGUCCAGAACCCUGGAGCCGGUCCCGUAGCGCGCAGUGCGCAGCCAACGCGGCAGGUGGCGGCGUCUCCCCGCGUCCCGCCCGCUGCCCGGCCCGCAAGUCCCCGCCCUGAACCUUACGGGGAAGGCGCGCGGCUCGCCCCUGGCUGGCGGGCGGCGCUGGUCCGAGCGCCGGCGGGAGCGUGGCCGCCGUCGAGGUGCCCAGGGCACGGGACAGCGCCGGGGGCGCGCGCCGUUCCCCAACCCCGCAGCCCAGCGCCCCGGAGCGCGGCGACGUCCGGCGAGCGGCGGGGGCGGCUGGGCGGCCCCGGCAAAGCCGCUCCCGGCCCGCCCCACCCGGGCCUCUUCUCUCGUCCCGGCCAGGCGGCGGACGGGCGCCCGCGGGCCGGGGCUACAUGGAGCCCCCGCGCGGCCGUCUCCGCUGGCUGCUGCUGCUCUGGGCGGCCGGCUCGGGGCUCCUCGUCGUCCUGUACUCGGCGCUGGAGCCGCACCCCAGCCCCGGAGCCCAAGCCAGGAACACCACGCUAUCCCGGGGGAGCUUUCGACUCAACACCCUGAACUUUGGGACCAGAAAGGGCCACGCCUGCCCACGCCCGCUUCGCCAGGCCAUCCAGCAGCACCGGCACUUCCGCGGCCUCUUCAACCUCUCGGCCCCUGUGCUGCUGUGGGGGGGGCUCCUGGGCCCGGAGCUCUGGGACAGCCUGAGCCGGCACAAGGCCCCCUACGGCUGGCAGAACCUCUCCCGCCAAGCCAUCACCUCCACCCUGAACCUCCUGAACAGCUCGGAGAGCGCAGAGCUGUUUGCUGCCCCUGGGGACCUGCCACGCCCCUGUAUCCGGUGCGCCGUGGUGGGUAACGGAGGCAUCCUGAACGGGUCUCGCCAGGGUCGCAACAUCGACGCCCACACCUUUGUGUUCAGGCUCAACGGUGCCGUGGUCGAAGGCUUUGAGCACGACGUGGGCGCCAAGACCUCCUUCUACGGCUUCACGGUGAACACCAUGAAGAACUCACUGUACACCUACUGGCGCCUGGGCUUCACCUCUGUGCCCCAAGGACAGGACCUGCGCUACAUCUUCAUCCCUUCAGACAUCCGUGACUACCUGAUGCUGAGAUCGGCCAUUCUAGGAGUGCCCGUCCCCGAGGGCCCCGAUAAAGCAGACAGGCCCGACGCCUAUUUCGGACCGCACGCCUCUGCCAGGAAGUUCAAGCUGCUCCACCCGGCUUUCAUCAGCUACGUGACCAAGAGGUUUUUGAAAUCAAAGUUGAUUAACACGAAUUUUGGAGACCUAUAUAUGCCGAGUACCGGGGCCCUCAUGCUGCUGACAGCUCUGCACACCUGUGACCAGGUCAGUGCCUACGGCUUCAUCACGAGCGACUACUGGAAGUACUCUGACCACUAUUUUGACCGGGAAAAGCAGCCACUGGUGUUCUACAUAAACCACGACCUGCCCCUGGAAGCCACGCUGUGGAGGGACCUGCAUAAGGCCGGCAUCCUCUGGCUGUACCAGCGCUGAGCCCGAGCACUGAGCCCCGCAGAGCCCUGGCUUUGGCCCCCCACGAGCCCCAAAGCCCCUUUUCUCGGAACCUCCACCCCCUUGACCCUCUCCCUCCCAAGGGAAGGCACUGAGGUGGCCUUGCACCCAGACACCUGCUCCGUGCAGAACACCUGACCUGGUCCCCAGCUCACCCAAGGGAAGAUGGACCGCCCCGCUGAGCUCUCCCUCACCAGCAAGGGGCAGGUGUGUCUCAGGGCGGCACCGGUCCAGGUGACUCCAGGCCUCAGUGGUGACCGGGCCUGUGGUUCAGUGACGCAGCACACCCCACCGCCCAGACACCAAGGCGACUCAGCAGCUUUGAGGACACCUCUCAAGAACCCGAGAUGGAGACGGACUUCCACCCGACAAAAUGGGCAGAGGCCACGCCUAACUUGAGUAAUAAACGAUGGAUGGUG